AUGUUACAUCUUAUAUUAUUAACUCAAAGUGAACUCGAACCAUGUCCUAAACCAUGGAGAUUGCCAUGUCCGCUACCUCCUUGGCAACCUACAUACAAUAUGCAAUUGUCAACGCAACAUUAUUUCUAUUCAAGUGAAGGUUUUUAUGAUAAUGAAACAGUUUCUUUUGCAGCAUUACACGGUGUUGUUGGUGUAGAUUGGGCUAAUCAUUAUGGUCUCCCAAUGCAUCGAGAAGAAACAUUAGUUCAGCAGGCGGCCUUCGUUAAAGCUGUUAAUCCGAAAACUCGUGUAUUCGUUUAUCGUCAAUCUGAACUUGCACUCAAUAUCUUUGAUAAUGGUGCGAAAGUAAUGUAUGAUCCUUCGAAAACUGAUUGGUUCGUUUUAUUUCCGAACGGCACUAUUUACAAUGAUUCUGUUAUAGUCGACAACUAUCGUAUGGAUCAAUUCUGUUGGGAUCAUAGAAAUCCAAAAGUACAAGACUAUUUUGUAAAUUAUUAUGUAGGUAGUGCAUUUAGUCAAUCAAUUGUUGAUGGAAUUUUUUACGAUGAUGAUGGAGGUAUUUGGGAUGAACGAUCAAACUAUCCUAAUUAUACUGAAGAAUAUCGACAAGCUGUCGAUGCAGCUCAACAAGUAUCUUUAAAACGAGCAUGGGAACUUGGACUCAAAUAUGAUAAACAUGCAUGGCAAGCUUGGUUAAGUCCUAAUGUACCAUCUAGUAAUGACACACCAGCACAAUGUGCAGAAAAAAUGAAAACUGCAAUAUCAAUGAAAAAUGUACCAGUUACAUUUCCUGCUAUGUACAAUGGUGCAUGUGAUUAUCCAUGGGAACAAUGUCAAGAUCUUAAACAACAAUUAGCUGCAUUUCUAAUUGCACGUGGUGAUUAUUGGCUAUUCUUUACACCAAAUUCAUGGUGGAAAGAAGGAUUUGAAACUGAUUAUGGUGUACCUUUAAAUGAUGCUUAUGAACCUUUUCCCAAUUUCUUUGUACGAAAAUGGAGUAAUUGUACUGUUUAUUUAGAUUGUAACAAUUUUAUAUCAGAUAUUAUUUUUCCUUCAGUUAAUCGUAAACGAACAUGGCGUGGCUACUUAGUUUUUUUCAAAUAUCUCUAUCAUUUUUAUCAUCUUGUAUGUCGAUUUUGUCGUAUGUUUUAUUUCUAA
Molecule: messenger RNA, 1158 nt
Organism: Rotaria sordida
Lineage: Eukaryota; Metazoa; Rotifera; Eurotatoria; Philodinida; Philodinidae
Source: the annotation of a GenBank genome assembly